UCCACCAGGACAGGAGCCUGUGGAAAGGGGAGGUUACAGGGCAGCUGAUUUCAUCUCAGAAUGAGGAAGAACUUUCCAGUAAUCAGAGUUGCCCAGUCAUAGAAUGGAGGAGUCCAAGGACAACAAGUGCCGUGUCUCUCCCCACACUUGGCAGUGGCUCCCUGCUGAGCCGGGGGCAUUCCCCCAGUGCUGGAGGUUCUGUCUGGCACAGGCUCCUUCUCUCUCCGGCCUUGUCUUGCCCCCUCUGUGUUCUUGCCUCUCCGUCCUUCUUUCAGCAACUUGCUGGCAUACUGCUUGCCUCUGGGCCUUUGCACGUGCACACUCCCUCUUUGUCUGGCCAACUCACCAUUCUUCAGGCUGCUCAAGGCCUUCCCUCACUCCUAACAAGGUCAGGUGGCCUGUGUGCUGCUCAUUUGGGCUUCUCUGCUCCCCUAGAUGUGCCUGGUCGUGCCUUCCUGACAGUAUUGGGUGACAGCCUCUCCCUCUAGACUGUCAGCUCCGUGCAGCCGGGUUGGCAUUGCCUUGUUCUCUGGCAUCUCUCCAGCGUCCAGCAGGCCAGGGCUGUGCCUCACUCCGUGCUUAAGAAUUUUGUUGGAAAAAUGAGUGAAUGAUGAAUGAAGGCAAGAAAGAAUGAAGGAAGCGUGCAAAGCCAAAUGCCCGGGCAGGGGGACCGGGGUCAGCAGACCUGCAAGUUCCCUCCCGUCACCCUCUGGCUACAGCUGACGUUCUUUGCUCAACUCUCCAGGAAUUAGAGACUCAGGGCCACAGUCAACAAGCAUUGGUUCAGCAUCUAACACGUGCCUGGCACCCGGCCAGGCACUGUCACGUGUGUUCUCCCCCAUCAAAUCACGAACAGGGACGAGGGGAAACGUUUUCGGUGGACACGAGCUUGAGGCUUCCAUCCCUGCCUGGAAUGGUUUGCGCGUUGGUCUCGGCCACUGCCACCCCGGGCUGCACCGGCCCUGCCCUCUCUCUCGGGCCCCACCCGUCCUGGGCUCCCGGCUGCGUUUCCGGAGAAGGCCAGCAGGUGACGGCAGAAGCUAAGAGUCGGGGCUCAGCGCGCGCCUGCCAGCCGCCGACUGCCGGCAGGGGGCGCGGCUGCUCCACCUGGUGCGCAGGCUUGGGAGGCGGCUACAGUGGGGGCUACACCUGCAACCUGGGCGGGGGCUUCGGCUCCAGCUUUGGCGUGGGGGAUGCCCUGCUGGGGGGCGGCGAGAAGGAGACCAUGCAGAACCUCAACGACCGCCUGGCCUCCUACCUGGAGAAGGUGCGCGCCCUGGAGGAGGCCAACGCCGACCUGGAGGUGAAGAUCCGCGACUGGUACAAGAAGCAGGGGCCCAGCCCCGCCCGUGACUACAGCCACUACUUCAAGAUCAUCGAGGAGCUGCGAAGCAAGAUCCUGGCAGCCACCAUGGACAAUGCCAGCUUCGUGCUGCAGAUUGACAAUGCCCGCCUGGCAGCCGACGACUUCCGCACCAAGUACGAGACGGAGCUGACCCUGCGCAUGAACGUGGAGGCCGACAUCAACGGCCUGCGCAGGGUGCUGGACGAGCUGACCCUGGCCAGAGCCGACCUGGAGAUGCAGAUCGAGAACCUCAAGGAGGAGCUGGCCUACAUGAGGAAGAACCACGAGGAGGAAAUGAACGCCCUUCGAGGCCAGGUGGGUGGGGACGUCAGCGUGGAGAUGGACGCGGCUCCUGGCGUGGACCUCAGCCGCAUCCUGAACGAGAUGCGCGACCAGUACGAGAAGAUGGCGGAGAAGAACCGCAAGGACGCGGAGGAUUGGUUCUUCAGCAAGACGGAGGAGCUGAACCGGGAGGUGGCCACCAGCACCGAGGCCCUGCAGAGCAGCAGGACGGAGAUCACGGAGCUCCGCCGCUCCGUGCAGAACCUGGAGAUCGAGCUGCAGUCCCAGCUCAGCAUGAAAUCAUCGCUGGAGGGCAGCCUGGCAGAGACUGAGGCCCGCUAUGGGACCCAGCUGGCCCAGCUGCAGGGGCUCAUCAGCAGCAUUGAGCAGCAGCUGUGCGAGCUGCGCUGUGACAUGGAACGCCAGAACCAUGAGUACAAGGUGCUGCUGGACGUGAAGACACGGCUGGAGCAGGAGAUUACCACCUACCGCCGGCUGCUGGAGGGAGAGGAUGCCCACCUGGCCACCCAUUACUCCUCGUCCCUGGCCUCACAGCCCACCCGGGAAGGUAAGAGCCUGCCCAGAGGGAGUGGGGAGAGGCUGAGGACCCUUAAGUGUGGGAGACUGUGGGAGGGGCUCUGGCCUGAGGUUCCCUGUGCCCCCUCCUCCACGGCCCGCAGCCUCGGUCACCAGCCGCCAGGUGCGCACCAUCGUGGAGGAAGUCCAGGAUGGCAAGGUGGUCUCCACCCGCGAGCAGGUCCACCGCUCCACCCACUGAAGCCCCUUUUCACCUGCAACACCUCAGCCUUGAAGGUCAAGGGGCAGCCAUCGCCUCCAGCUCCCAGUGUGCUACUGCUGUGCCCCAACUACCGGUUUGGGCCCCCACCCAAGAGCUGUUGCCUUUCUGUACCUGCUUCCUGCAGCCCCUCACCCACGGGGCCUCCUGGGUUUGCCCCAGUGACUGCUAUUAAAGCUUUGCCAGAAGGUCAAUGCCUCGUGUGCUCUGGUCUGGUCCUUGGCUUGGGACAAUAUGGUAGAGGGAUUGGAGGGAGGGGGGUCUGUGGAGUGUUUGGGUGGCGCUUGUCACCUGCCACCCUGUUCUGCCCACCCCCUCCAGGCCUGGGGCUCCUGGGAGGCCCAGAGGGAAGGAGGCAGAAGGAUUGAGGGUGAAGGGUUAGAACAGGCCAUCAGGCUGGGAAAGUUUCUAAGAAUCAGUCCCCAGGGUUCCCAUGGCCUGUGACUGGUCCCUGGGAGGGCCCCAUAGAUUUUCUGGGGAACCACGCCAGUUAUAGAGCACUCCGUGCCUCGUCCCGGGGCAGAUCCAGAUUCAAGAUCAGAGGGAGAGGGGCUGGGCAGGGGGCUUUCUCAAGGAGUGGUCCAGGGCAAGGAGAGCGGGUGGCAGCGGCACAGCCAGCCCAGGAAACCAGACCGGCUCUGCCUGGUUCCGAGGUGUGUGUGGGGCGGGGUGGCUGCUGUGCCUGUGAGCGUGGGGGGCGUCCUGUUUGCUUUGAUGGCUUGGCAGCGGCUGGGCUAUUGGAGAAUCUCUCUCAGCUGCUGGCCGGGGCUGUCUGGGCC
This is a messenger RNA of Equus quagga, 3202 nucleotides long. Its product is annotated as keratin, type I cytoskeletal 42. Gene Ontology annotation, cellular component: keratin filament. NCBI's taxonomy places the organism in Eukaryota, Metazoa, Chordata, Mammalia, Perissodactyla, Equidae. The record is from RefSeq and is a predicted model, not a curated record. The transcript is spliced from 8 exons. Bases 914 to 2791 code for a protein of 625 amino acids. Gene Ontology annotation, molecular function: structural molecule activity.